UGGAUCACUUCCGGUUGGUUGUCAGUGACGCUAUCCAGCCGUUGUCAGGUGGGCUGGCCUGGCUCCUGCUAGAUCCGCGCUGGAGGUGGGAUAAUGGUGUGUUUUGUAUAUUUUGGAAAAAACUCUGCUGAAGAUCCUAAAGAAAGGGUAGUUCUUUUACCAACAAACCAGAAGGAAAUAACUUUCCACCUACUUAGGAUUGGAAGACCAGCUCAUUCUUAGCACCUUCUGAAACAAAAUUAGAAUGGAUUGGGGAGAUGAAUAUUCCCAUAAUUCCUUUGACCUACAUUGUUUGUUAAAUUCAUUUCCUGGAGACUUGGAGUUUAAGCAGAUCUUCAGUGAUAUUGAUGAAAAGAUAGAACAAAAUGCUGCAAGCAUAGAACAUUGCAUUAAAGAAAUACAGUCCGAAGUCAACAAACAAUGUCCAGAUGUGCAGUUGCAGACAACAACUGACUGUUUUGAAUGGUUAAAUAACUAUAAUUAUAAUUCAUCCAAGUCACCUUCUAUUCCCCAUGGAGAUUUGAUAAAAUUUCUCAAAACACUGCAAGAUUUGUUGAAGAAUGAACAAAAUCAAGAAGAAAUGAUAUUGGAUUUACUUUGGGACCUCUCCUGUCAGAGCAGCAUUUCAUUUCCAUCAACUCUAAGUUGGACAUCUUUCCACUUCCUCUCUAGGACUUCUCUUCAUUCUGUUGAAGAUCAUUCCUCUAUGGAUGUAAAGUCUAUAUGGGAUGAUAUCAGAUUGCAUCUCCGACGCUUCUUAGUGGGCAAAUUACAAAGCCAUAAUGAAAUAAACAAUUUGCAGCAGAAAAUUCUGUUGAAAAAUCAGUGCAUACAACAACUCUUGUUUCUUUAUCCAGAAUCAGAAGUUAUAGUCAAGUAUCAAAAUAUACAGAAUAAACUUCUGCAGAACUGCUUUCCUUCUUAUAGCAGGGAAUCGAAUUUAGAUGUAAUGGUUCAGGGAUACCAAAGUACAAUGCUUAGGUUAUACUCAAUGAUAGAAGAGGAUUUUAACACACUGCAUGAGAUUUUAGCUCCAUCCUCAACAGUGAAAGUCAUUAAAGAAACCUACCUGGAUACUGUUACAGAAGAAAUGUCAAAAUUUCUUGCAAAUUUUUGUGAGCUGCAGUUCAAAGAAAGUGCUGCCCGAGUGACUAAAACAAGCAAGAGUUCCAGCAGGCACAGAGGAGCAGUGCAUGCUUUGGGUUAG
Molecule: messenger RNA, 1207 nt
Organism: Myotis myotis
Lineage: Eukaryota; Metazoa; Chordata; Mammalia; Chiroptera; Vespertilionidae
Product: KIAA0825 ortholog
Exons: 5
Coding region: 245-1207 (320 amino acids)
Source: RefSeq, a predicted model, not a curated record